CCCGCCCAGGUCCAUCAGGCCCCGCUCCUGCCCGGCCGCGGCCAUGGUGGCGCUCAAGGGCAUCCCCGCCGUGCUGUCCCCCGACCUGCUGUUCGCGCUGGCGCGCAUGGGGCACGGAGACGAGAUCGUUCUUGCAGACGCCAACUUCCCCACCUCCUCCAUCUGUCAGUGUGGACCUGUGGAGAUCCGGGCAGAUGGCCUGGGCAUCCCGCUGCUCCUGGAGGCUGUGCUGAAGCUGCUACCCCUGGACACCUAUGUGGAGAGCCCGGCUGCUGUCAUGGAACUCGUGCCCAGUGACAAGGAGAGAGGCCUGCAGACCCCAGUGUGGCAAGAUUACGAGUCCCUUCUGCUUGGGGCAGGCUGCAUGAAACCCCUUGUGAAGAUAGAGAGGUUUGAGUUUUAUGAACGAGCAAAGAAGGCUUUUGCUGUUGUUGCAACUGGGGAGACGGCCCUCUAUGGAAAUAUCAUCCUCAAGAAGGGGACACUUGUCCUCGCUCCUCUAUAGGCCUGAUGAAGACCACUCUGGGUGAGAAGAACCAACAAUACCUGAGCCCGACCAGUGGGCCUCCCCAUGGCAUCAUCUGUACCCAGGCCCUAACUUAGGGCUCGAGAGGCUGGCAGGUCUUGGGGAGCCCUGACCUGCACUGGAUUCCCCCAAUUUGUGAAAAUGAUGGGAAAACCUAGUCACUGUCAACCUUCAACCUAAAGGUUCUGUUCUUACACAGACUUCUUUUGUGCUGAACUCCACAGAGCCUACGGCUUCCCAAAGAACACCCCCACCCUCACCCCACCCCCAGUGAAUCCUCAGUUGGGAAAUGAGGAUUGAGCCUGGGCACUGGGCAGGGACCUGGUUGCUGAGUAGGAGACUGGGACUGGGCAGGAGGCUGGGACUCGCCAGGGUGCAUGGUGUUUGUGGGAGGGGGGUCUGGAGGGGGGUACAUUAGAUGCCAUUGAGUAGGGUGAGGGCUUUGCAUUGCCACUCAGGUUGCAGACAUGGGUGGAUCUUGACCAGAGCCAUUCCCUCAGUCCCAAGCAGGAGAGCAGGUAGCAGGGUUGGCAUGGAUGCUUUGGGAGCAAGAAAUGCAGACCCUUGGAAGUGACAUUGGGUGCCAGUGUGGGUGGUGCCGACCACGCUGGUGUAGGACCAGAGAGGCCUGGGUGUGGCCUGGGCCCCAGGGCUGUGAUCAGUGAGUGAGUACCUACUGCAUAUGCAUGAGCAGUCAAAUGGAGCUCAAAGAUGACGUUGGAUGUGAGCCGGCUGCUUCCGGCUUGAAGCCCCCAUUGUCCCGGGAGGUAAAGAUACAGAGGUAGCUUUGGAGGGCCAGGAAUAGCUUUGCGGUGGUGUUGUUGGGGGGGGGGGGAAUGCUUAGACUGAGUCUCAAGCCACUGUAUAGACCUCUCAGAUGGUCCAAAGGAACUGUGCUAAUUCACAUCCUCGCCAGCAGGGUGAGUCCAGCUCUUCUGCCCCAUGUGUCUUAAUUUUCAUUCCCUGAUUUGUGUAUGAUUUGUGUAUGAUUUUUAUGGGCCUGGUGCUGCCUCCAUCUACUUUCUUGAGUGGCACGAAUGUUCACAUCUCUUGCUCGUUUUUCACUGGCACUAGAACCUUUUUAAAUCUUGGUCCACUCUCUUCUGGGGAGUGCCUGUGCCCACCAGAAGGCUACUGGGUCCAAUUAACACUCAAACUUUUGUUUUGGUAGCACUGGGGUUUGAACUCAGGGCUUUGUGCUUGCAAAGAAGGAGUUCUACUGCUUGAGCCACACCUC
Molecule: messenger RNA, 1763 nt
Organism: Castor canadensis (American beaver)
Lineage: Eukaryota; Metazoa; Chordata; Mammalia; Rodentia; Castoridae
Gene: Fuom
Product: fucose mutarotase
Biological process (GO): fucose metabolic process
Molecular function (GO): racemase and epimerase activity, acting on carbohydrates and derivatives; fucose binding
Source: RefSeq, a predicted model, not a curated record